AAGCACCACCUGGAGUAUCACCUCCGCAACCACUUCAACUCCAAGCCCUUCAAGUGCAACAAGUGCAACUACUCGUGCGUGAAUAAGUCCAUGCUCAACUCUCACAUGAAGUCCCACACCAACGUGUACCAGUACCGCUGCUCCAACUGCACCUACGCCACCAAGUACUGCCACAGCUUGAAGCUUCACCUCAGAAAAUACAACCAC
Lymnaea stagnalis (great pond snail) is the source of this 207-nucleotide messenger RNA. Lineage: Eukaryota; Metazoa; Mollusca; Gastropoda; Lymnaeidae. The record is from the annotation of a GenBank genome assembly.